AUUGGGCUCAGUAUUUAUUUCUUAUUUCUUCUUUGCUGUUCGUUUUGUUCCUCUCUACUUCAUUCUUUGGUAUAAAAGCAGUACCUGGGUCGGCUAUCCUCUUUUUUUAUUUUACCAUCCACAUUGAAUAAUCAAGAAACCCGAUUCAGCGCACUCCCUCUCAUCCCUUUCCAAGACCAUUUGUUCCUUUUCCAUUUUACGUCAAGAAAAUAAUAAUUAUAUUCAGUUAUUUUUUGUGUAUUUCAUUAUCAGCUCUUUUCUGUUAUUCUCGUUGCUUAAAUACAUAUUGGCUCAAUUAUUUGGUAUAAUUUAUCAUUACAUUCUACAAUGAACUCCACCGCCACCUUUUCCAUCAGCACUGUGGUUGCCGCCACCGCGUUUGCCACCACCAUGAAUACCGUCGUUCGCCGUGAUAUCCCAAUGCCCACUGGCCAGCCUGACAACAACUACGACGAACAGAAGUGGGAUAAUCGUGACAUGGCUACGGUGCUUAACUUUUACAUCAUCCCCAGCGACCUGCUUACAGGCGAGCAGCUUCCCUGUUUCUUGCGCAAAAAGGCACCGCUCGAGUCGGCUGAACCCGAGUCUACAGUGAUGUCCAAGUCUUUUGCCCAAGCCAAAGUCCAAGCUCAAGCACGCGCAAUGCACCUUUACUGGCACCGGUAGAUGUUAUUACUCAAACACACUUAAUUCAGCCUGGCAGAGAUUGGCCGGUCAACCAACAUGGAGCUGGCGGUGGGCGUCAAAAUCCAUAAAAAUAUAUAUAUUGUUCCAACUUGGCAUAAAGUAACAAUAUACUAUUAAGAAUGGCAGCAGUGGUG
Messenger RNA from Kickxella alabastrina, 821 nucleotides. RefSeq lists its product as uncharacterized. Bases 328 to 666 code for a protein of 112 amino acids. NCBI's taxonomy places the organism in Eukaryota, Fungi, Kickxellomycota, Kickxellomycetes, Kickxellales, Kickxellaceae. The transcript has 3 exons. The record is from RefSeq and is a predicted model, not a curated record.